CCACAGCACCACACCAUUGAAGAGCUCGCUUUGAAGCAAGAAGAAUGGGUGAGCCACCGGUGAAGCUCAUCAGCUCAUUCGGCAGUACGUUCAGCCACCGCGCGGAGGUGGCCCUGAGGCUGAAGCGGGUGCCGUACGAGCUCAUCGUCGAAGACCUUCACAACAAGAGCCAACUGCUGCUCACCCACAACCCCAUCCACAAGAAGGUCCCCGUGCUCCUCCACGGCGACAGACCAGCCAUCAGCGAGUCGCUCAUCAUUAUCGAGUACGUGGAUGAGGCCUUCGCCGGGCGGCCCCUCCUCCCAACUGACCCCCACGCCCGCGCCACCGCCCGGUUCUGGGCUCACUUCAUCGACGAAAAGUGCAUGAAGUCGUUGUGGGCGGCGCUGUGGCUGGAACCUAGCGAGGCACAGAGACGGUCCGUGGUUGAGGCAAAGGGGAGCCUCGCGUUGCUAGAGGAGCACCUCGGGGAGAGGAGUUUCUUCGGUGGUGACUCCAUCGGGGUCGUGGACAUAGCAGCUAGUGUACUGGCACACUGGCUUGGAAUCAUGGAGAAGAUCUCGGGAGUGACCCUGGUCACCAACGAGGAGUUCCCGGCCCUUUGCCAUUGGGCUAGACGGUAUGUUGGUGAUGAGGAUGUGAAGACAUGCUUGCCGGAGAGGGGUGAGCUCGUCGCCAUGUUCUCUGGGUGCAAGGAGAUGUUUCGAUCAAUGGCAAUGGCGAUGCCACAGUAGUGAAGUGGUCCACUUUAAUUCGCCUUUUGUGUUUUCUACCGCUUUCCCGCGAUCUUAUCCUUUUUCCUUGCAUUGUAACACGCUCCUAUGGUUUCUGCUAAACUGGGAUUAAUAAAGUGAG
This is a messenger RNA of Triticum dicoccoides, 855 nucleotides long. Its product is annotated as glutathione S-transferase U8-like. Lineage: Eukaryota; Viridiplantae; Streptophyta; Magnoliopsida; Poales; Poaceae. Gene Ontology annotation, cellular component: cytoplasm. Gene Ontology annotation, biological process: glutathione metabolic process. Gene Ontology annotation, molecular function: glutathione transferase activity. The transcript has 2 exons. The coding region runs from base 45 to 734 and encodes 229 amino acids. The record is from RefSeq and is a predicted model, not a curated record.